ACAUUCUACACAGAUCAAUUAAUCCCACUGACACGAACACCGCUCUUCCUCUCCAAACAAAUUACAGAAAAAAACCACCAAAAUGUCCUCCCAAGCCCCCCAGAACCGCGACUUCCGGUCCGCGAAGAAUGUCGAGCCCCUCAACGAACACAACACCCAGUCUCAGGACGCCGCCGGCCAGCCCUCCUUCUCCGGCCCGGGCGCAAACACCUCCGCUGCGUCGACCACCAAGCCCCAUGGAAACAAGAUGUUGAAUAAGCUGGACCCUCGGUUUGACAGUGAUAUGCUGGAGGAGCAAGAGCAGCAGCAACAGGCGAGGGAGAAGGGGGAGGGGCCUGUUGAGUAAGGGUCUGAUGUUGUGAUGUAUGCAUGCAUCGUGGUGCGAGCGAGAGGUUAUGACUUAUGUAUUGAUGGAUGAGAAUUGAAAUUGGAAUUGUUCAAGCGACGGUAUAUCCGUACUGUACUAUACUACUUAUUAUGUGAUAUGCACAUUGAAGAUUAAAUCAGCUGUGGCUAAACCUGCAUCGGAACGUAGAAAUAUGCAGCGAGAGGUAUAUUGAAUGAGAGAAAUCAGUUGGCGCUGUUGAUAAUCGCCUCGGAGAUCUUCUCCGCAAGCAUAUCUAAGCAAAAAAAUUAGCAACCCCCUCCUUUCAUACUAAGAAUAACCAGAGAUCG
Molecule: messenger RNA, 675 nt
Organism: Aspergillus homomorphus CBS 101889
Lineage: Eukaryota; Fungi; Ascomycota; Eurotiomycetes; Eurotiales; Aspergillaceae
Exons: 1
Coding region: 83-346 (87 amino acids)
Source: RefSeq, a predicted model, not a curated record